Glycine soja is the source of this 1724-nucleotide messenger RNA. RefSeq names its product protein LAZY 1-like. The record is from RefSeq and is a predicted model, not a curated record. Lineage: Eukaryota; Viridiplantae; Streptophyta; Magnoliopsida; Fabales; Fabaceae. Gene Ontology annotation, biological process: gravitropism; regulation of auxin polar transport. Bases 398 to 1546 code for a protein of 382 amino acids. The transcript is spliced from 5 exons.
UCAAAAUUGACAGUGUCUGGAAUCAAAGAUUAUUUACAUCCGAGAGUGAUCUAACUCCAUUAAGUUCAUACAGAGACAAAAAUAUAGACAUAGCAUUUUGAAAAGAAUAGCCAACCAAUUCACAAUUCACCCUCAUGAUUAGAUUUUGAAAAGAAUAGCCAACCACAUUGUUGUAUCUAUCUAAUUGUUUUUCUCUAUGCACACAUCUAACUUAGACUCUUCUAAUAUAAAUCUACUUCCAACUCGUAAUGAAUCACAAAGAAAAGGUCUUUUGCCUUUUCACUUUAUCCAUCAUAUCCUCCCAAUCCUAGAGAUCUUUUUUCUUGCACAUAUAUAUCUGCCAGCAUAAUCAGUUAACUAAGAAAUAUUUGGUUAUCAAACAAGAAAAGAGAUCAAAAUGAAGCUAUUUCAAUGGGUGCAUCGAAAACUUCGGCAGAAUAGUAUAGAUCCUUUCAAGGGUUUCACACUUGGAAACCCUUGUACUUGCCUUACAGUGCAGCCAACACUUGACAAUCAAUACUCCCAGACAAAGCCAAGCUUCAGCUCCAUAAAUCAACCCAGUUUCUCAAAGCCACACCAUCAGGAAAAUCAAACAUCUUACUCUGGGUUGGUCGACAGCAGAGAAGAUAAGCCUCAAGAAGAAACACCUGCAAUAGUCGCUGAGCUCUUUGAAGGUUUUCUAACAAUUGGAACUCUUGGUGCAGAAACAGUCACCAAUGAACCAGGAACACCAACAUUUGCUAUGCCUUCAGAAAACAUAACAUUGAGAAGUGAAGAGGUGACAGAAAAUGAACUGAAGCUCAUAAGUUAUGAGCUUGAGAAAUUUCUUGAGGCUGAAAAAGAAGAAAGUUCGUAUGAUUCAUCAGGAAGAAACAGCUAUGUUAGCAUUAUCACACUUUGUGGAAAGGAAAUAGAUGGACCCAAAGCUGAAGAUUACAGAAACAAAGAUGACUGUCCACUGCAAGGAUAUUUACUGGGGUCCUCAUUUGAACUUCCAGAAACAAAACAAGAAAGGAAAGAAAGAGCAUCACUUGCUGAGCUACUUUAUAAGAUAAAGGCAACAAGUCAAGAUUGUAUAGAGACAGGAAUACAAGGAGAAACACAAGUCAAGAGAACUACUAAGUCUUCUGCCAUGCAUAUUAUGAGAAAGAUAUUGAAAAGGGUCCACAGUUCUUCAAAAAGCUGUAACACUUCCAGGGAUGAUGCUGAUUCUGCUUCAACCAAUAAAAAACUCCACAAGGUUCUACGUAUGUUUCACAGAAAAGUCUAUCCUGAAAGCCCUGUAGAUGGAAACGAUUGCAUUCAAUCCCACAAAGGUAAGAUAAAAAAUGUCCCUCAUGAAUGCCUCCAGGAAUAUGAUGAUGGGAAGUUCACAAACCCAGACAAAGGCAAAAGAUUUUAUUCAGAUACCAAAUCAAGAAAGUGGUCCCAACACUGUAUGACCAAUUGGAACCCACCACAGCAUGGGCUAAUUUGCAGUAGCUCAACUGGAAACAAUGAGCACUGGAUCAAAACAGAUGCAAAGUAUUUGGUGCUGGAGCUGUAGCAACUUAAGUUAAUCAGUACUAAAGUCAUGAUGAAUUGAGCCUCUAUAAGAGAGACUUGUCAAAACUAGUAUUGGUAAUUUGAUAUUAUGAUUAUGUUAUGCCUGUACUUGAAGUGAUCAUGUAUUCAAUAAAUCUGUGAGUUUUGUGAAAGCUUAAUAAAUAGACAUGUUUGGUUUA